GGAUUUCCCUUGCCGUCCUCUAAUCAUGGCUGCCGUAGAGCAUGGUAUCGAGGCCACCCUCCCGGCUCUCGCUACCGAUACUCCCGUUACAACUGGUCCUGUGGCUGGACAGGAUAAAGUUGUCGGCCAGUCUGAGAAAGCCCUUACUGACACUCCCGACGGGGAAGAACCGAACGACCACGAGAACAAGACUCUGCGUCAUGUUGCCGAAAACCUUCCACUUUCCGCUUGGCUAGUUGCUAUUGUCGAGCUGUGUGAGCGUUUCACAUACUAUGGCAUGUCUGGAUUAUUCCAAAACUACGUUCAGCGUCCCUAUAACGGUGGUGCGCAACCCCCUGGUGCGCUCGGUAUGGGGCACCAGGGAGCUACCGGAUUGGUUACCUUCUUCCAGUUCUGGUGUUACGUGACACCUAUCAUUGGUGCGAUCAUUGCCGACCAGUAUCUCGGCAAAUACAAGACCAUCGUCCUCUUUUGCGGCGUCUACCUCGUUGGUCUGCUGAUCCUCGUCUGCACGUCGAUUCCAACCGCCCUUGAACAUGGAGCUGGGCUUGGAGGCUUUAUCGUUGCCAUUCUCAUUAUCGGUUUGGGCACCGGUGGAAUCAAGAGUAACGUUGCUCCAUUGAUUGCGGACCAGUACAAGCGCAAGAAAAUGGCUGUCUCAACUACCAAAAAGGGCGAAAAAGUCAUCAUCGACCCGGCGCUUACGAUUCAACGCAUUUACAUGAUCUUCUACGGCUGCAUCAACAUCGGUUCGCUUUCGCUGCUGGCUACCCCUUACAUGGAAAAGUACACGGGAUUCUGGUCGGCUUACCUGCUGUGCCUUUGCAUGUUCGCCGUUGGCACGGCCGUUAUCGUCUUGGGACGCAAGUACUAUGUUGUCCGUCCUCCACAAGGGUCUGUCAUUACCGACGCAUUCAAAGCUCUCUGGAUCAUGGUUGUCAACCGCAACAUGGAUGCACCCAAGCCUACAUGGCAGGCUGCAAACGGUGGAGGCAGAACCAACCUGCCCUGGGACGAUCACUUUGUCGACGAGCUGAAGCGCGCCCUUGUCGCUUGCCGCGUCUUCGCCUUCUAUCCGAUCUACUGGGUCGUCUAUGGUCAGUUCUCGAGCAACUUUGUCAGUCAGGCUGCUCAGAUGCAGGGGCACGGCAUCCCUAACGACUUGAUGCAAAACUUUGAUCCGAUUUCCAUCAUUGUGUUCAUCCCCGUUCUGGAAUCCCUGGUAUACCCCGUUCUACGUCGCAUGCGCAUCCGGUUCCGCCCAAUCUCCCGUAUCUCGCUCGGCUUCGUUGUUGCUUCCCUGGCCAUGAUGUACGCUGCUAUCGUUCAGCAUUUAAUCUACUCGGCUGGCCCCUGUUACGAGCAGCCUCUUUGUGAUGCUUCCAUUGGUUCCGAUGGUUCGACCUCAGGCAACAACGUCCACAUUGCUAUCCAGACGCCCGCCUACUUCUUCAUCGGUAUUUCUGAGAUCUUCGCGUCGGUUUCUGGUCUGGAGUACGCAUACACAAAGGCGCCGCCAUCCAUGAAGUCUUUCGUGCAGUCUAUGUACCUCUUGACUAAUGCCUUUGGCUCUGCCCUUGCCGAGGCCUUGACGCCCGCUGCAUUUGACCCUGCUAUUAUGUGGAUGUUCGUUGGGUUGGCCAUCGCAUCGUUUGUUACCGGUAUUCUCUUCUACAUCAUCUACCACCCGCUUAAUGCCCAAGAAGAUGCUAUGAACGCUCUUGAUGCCGACGACCCCGAUGUUCCGGUUCCGCGUAUCUCCGAUGAGAAGAAGAAGGAAGAAAACUAG
This is a messenger RNA of Aspergillus nidulans FGSC A4, 1789 nucleotides long. Its product is annotated as peptide MFS transporter. Gene Ontology annotation, biological process: dipeptide import across plasma membrane; tripeptide transport; transmembrane transport. Gene Ontology annotation, molecular function: dipeptide transmembrane transporter activity; transmembrane transporter activity. Lineage: Eukaryota; Fungi; Ascomycota; Eurotiomycetes; Eurotiales; Aspergillaceae. The record is from RefSeq and is a predicted model, not a curated record. The transcript is spliced from 4 exons. Bases 26 to 1789 code for a protein of 587 amino acids. Gene Ontology annotation, cellular component: cell division site; plasma membrane of cell tip; plasma membrane.